Messenger RNA from Drosophila subobscura, 1006 nucleotides. RefSeq names its product S-formylglutathione hydrolase. Gene Ontology annotation, molecular function: S-formylglutathione hydrolase activity. Gene Ontology annotation, cellular component: cytosol. The coding region runs from base 117 to 983 and encodes 288 amino acids. Gene Ontology annotation, biological process: formaldehyde catabolic process. The transcript is spliced from 2 exons. The record is from RefSeq and is a predicted model, not a curated record. Lineage: Eukaryota; Metazoa; Arthropoda; Insecta; Diptera; Drosophilidae.
CAGGCCCAGCGUUUAAGCUGCCAAGCAUCAGUGGAAGGAGUAGCUUCGCCUAUACGUAUCAUCCGCCAAAGAAGACAUUGGGAGUGCUUAGUUUUGGCCACAUAUUGACAGCGAACAUGGUGCUCGAACUUAUUUCCAGUGCAAAAUGCUUCGAGGGCGAGCAGCGCGUGUAUCAGCACAGGUCCAGGACGCUGAACUGCGACAUGACCUUUGGAGUGUUUUUGCCGGCUGCUGCCCUUGAAGAUAAGACGCCCUGCCCGGUGCUUUUCUUCCUAAGCGGCCUCACCUGCACGCACGAGAACUUUAUACAGAAGAGCGGCUUCCAACAGUACGCCGCAAAGCACGGCCUCAUCGUGGUUAAUCCAGACACAUCGCCGCGUGGCGUCGAUCUGCCCGGACAGGAUGCUGCUUACGAUUUUGGGAGCGGUGCCGGUUUCUAUGUGGAUGCCAAACAGGAGCCCUGGUCAAAGCACUACAAGAUGUACAGCUAUGUAACCGAAGAACUGGUCGAGCUGGUCAAUGCCAAUCUGCCGGUGGCGGCCGGAAGGCGUGGCAUCUUUGGCCACAGCAUGGGCGGACACGGAGCCUUGAUCUGCGCCCUGAAGAACCCAGGACUCUACAAAUCUGUGUCUGCAUUUGCACCCAUUGCCAAUCCCUCAGAGGGUGCAUGGGGCAAAAAGGCGCUCACCGGCUACAUUGGCGACAACGCUGCCGACUGGGACCAGUGGGAUGCCACCCGUCUAGUCUCCCAGUACGAGAGCACGCCCCAAGAGCUGUUCAUCGAUCAGGGACUGGCGGAUAACUUCCUUACCGCCAAGCAGCUGCUGCCGGAGAACCUGCUGGCAGCCGCCGACACCAACGAGCACAUCCAGACGAUUUACAAGCAGCGCGAGGGCUACGAUCAUGGUUACUUCUAUAUAUCCACAUUCGUGGGCGAGCACAUUGCCUACCAUGCCAAUCUGUUGAAGGCGACCAAAGUUUAAGAAUUAAAUUCUGUGUAAAAACC